CUAGAGCGAUUUAGAGUCGAUUUAGAGUCGUCUUUUUUAAAACUACUGAUUUUGUUCUGACCAUUUUAGCCAAAAAUGGAUGAACGAGAGCAAGAACGAAAUGCAGUGAUAAAGAUAUGCUUUGAAAUGGGACUCAUGUACAAAGACAUAGUUACGAUUCUUGCCACAGAGUGUGGAAUUGUAAUUUCUUUCCGUCAUUUGAAAAGGCUGCUCAGACAGCAUGGCCUGUCAAGGAGAAAAAACUACAGUGACAUCGGUGAGGUUGUAGACUUUAUUCUAAAGCAGGUCGAGGGAUCGGGUCGUCUGCAUGGCUACCGAUGGAUGUUUGAAAAAUGUCGGGCACAUCAUAUCAAUUGUAAAAAGGAAGAUGUAAGGAUAAUCCUUGGAGUUGUCGACCCAGAAGGGACAACUCAGAGGAGAAGGAGAAGACUGAGGCGACGUCAGUAUUCAUCCAAAGGGCCAAACUUUUUGUGGCAUCUGGACAGCUACGACAAACUGAAAGCAUUUGGAAUAUGCAUUAAUGGCUGCAUCGAUGGGUUUUCCAGGAAAAUAAUGUGGAUGAACGCCUACCACACUUCAUCAGACCCGAAGGUGAUUGGAGGGUACUACAUAGAAAAGGUGUCAGACAUCGGAGGAUGUCCAUCUGUUGUACGUGGGGAUCUAGGUACCGAGAAUAGAUAUGUGCGUGACUUUCAAAGGUUCUUCCGUGAGGACGACGAAGAUGGCAUGGCGGGCAUUCGCAGUUAUCUAGAAGGUCCAAGCACCGCCAAUCAAAGGAUCGAGUACUGGUGGUCCUUCCUUCGAAGGGAGUGCAUGGAAUUUUGGAUCUAUUUUUUUCGCGAUUUGCAAGAUGACGGUGAUUUCAUUGGCAAUUUCGUAGAUGUCAAUCUCCUACGGUUUUGUUUCUUACAUCUUAUCCAGGCUGAGCUUGAUGAAGUGGUAGAUGUAUGGGAUCGGCAUCUCAUUAGACCAUCGAGGAACGUCCAAGCUCCUAGCGGCCGCCCAAACAUUAUGUUCAACUUGCCGUCUUUGUACACUACAAGAGAUUAUCUGCAUGGUGUGAGCCAGGAACGUAUGCAAGCAUGCAAAGAGGAAUGUGUUUUCAGAAAAACAAUACCAUGUGAUGAAGACAUCUUUGAACUCUGUUGCAUCGUGAUGAAUGAAGUUGGGUACGAGUAUCCAAGAGACGGACACGGUGCUCGACUUCUUUAUGUAGCUCUUCGACGUGAGAUAACACACUUGCUUAACAAUUAA
This is a messenger RNA of Lytechinus pictus (painted urchin), 1254 nucleotides long. RefSeq lists its product as uncharacterized. The record is from RefSeq and is a predicted model, not a curated record. Lineage: Eukaryota; Metazoa; Echinodermata; Echinoidea; Temnopleuroida; Toxopneustidae. The transcript is spliced from 2 exons. The coding region runs from base 76 to 1254 and encodes 392 amino acids.